AUGGCCGAUAAAUCCGUCCCCGUCAACUCCGCCGCCGCCGCCACCACCACCACCACCCCCAUCUACGUCCCUUCCUCCGCCGCGUCCCCUACUCCUCCUCCCAUCCCCGCCCCCUUCCCCACUCCAGUCCCAAUCCCCGCCCCCAUUCCUUCCAACUUUAUUAGUUCGUCGUUCACUUUUCUGACCGACAGGUCUUUCCCAUCCUCCCACCGAGGCGCCGUCGCGCCUCCACCGUAUGUUCGUCCCGGCCAUUUCGUCGGGGCGCCGCCUUCAAUCAUUCCCCCAGCAGAAUAUCGAGAAGCCAGCCGGGAUGAUCUAGUGAGUCAGCUCGAUAAUUUAGCUUGCUUACGGUACAAGCUUUACAAGCCACUUGAUAUGACAAAGAGAAUUGUGUUCCAAGAUCUUGCUCCUUACCUAUGGUUUUCGUUUGGCACAAUAGCUAUACUUUUUCAGGAACUGCUUGACAUCUAUCCGUUCUUGUCUCCUCCAUGCCUAUCGCCAGAACAAUCUUACAGAGCGUGCAAUGUGCUUGUACUUCUUCAGUGUAUUACCUCUCACCCAACUACUAGGCCUUUAUUUGCUGAAGCACGCAUACCAUAUUAUUUAUGCGCGAUCCUCGACCUAAUUGAUGAUUCCUUAUCCGAGCCUUUUGAGCACCUGAGGCUUGCUACUUUGGAUGCCAUGUGUUCUCUGGUGAAGGUUCCAGACACAGAAGUGAUCGAUUGCAUUCUCUACUCAGAAAUAAUGCCGCUGUGCCUUCAAAUCUUACAGUGUGGAAGUGUUAUGUCAAAACCAUUCGCGGCAUUCAUUGUGGAAAAGCUUUUGCUAAACAAUGACUAUUUCCAACAUAUUUGUCAUCUGCCGAAGCGGUUAUUUCCUGUAUGUCAUGCACUGGGAAAUGUGGUUGCUUUACUCGCUGAAGCGCCCUCUGCUCAGCUGUUAAAUCAUGUCAUUAGGUGUUAUCAUCGUUUCCUCGAUGAUGAAAGAAGUCACUGGACAAUGAGAAAUCCCUUCCCGAAGGCGCUUACCGAUGGCACAUUCGAUCACUGUCUUCGUGAAGAACAAAGGGCAAGAAUGUUGCUACAACAGCUGCUGGACAAUGUUCGAGGACCUCCGGUUCCUUACCCAUCUAGAUCGUUGAAGCAAUUACGAGAAGUCGUGACAACGCUUGUACUAAUUUUCUUCUGGCGAGCAGUUAGUUCUAUUCGGUUAACUUUUCGAGUGUAGUGAAUGGUGGACUGUGAUCCAUGGAGUUCAAUGUCAGUUAUCACUUGUCCUGGCGACAUCUAGCAUCUGCUAUUUAUGCCGUGGGCAAUUAUAAACCACUGCCAAAACGAAGAAAUUAGCUAUAUAAGGAUGUUCGUACGAUCGGUCCAGAUUUUCUUUCAAAUGCUUUCCCAGUUCUCCUGCCUCCUCAGAUAUCUGAGACCUUCACCAUUUUAGUGUUCCAUCGGGUUAUCUUACUUGUCACGACUCAUGUUCUGUUUAUUGCUUGAAUAAAAGAUAUAAAACUUUGGCAACUCAAAAUUACAAAAUAAAAGAAGAGAAAGUUUUAGCUGGGAUAAGUUUACUCUUUGGAUCCCUAUGUUAGUGAAUUAUGAUUGCUCAUGGGUGUUUAAUCACCGAAAGUACAGGUUUGUUGUUUUUUUAUAUCAUUGAAGGUACGAUAAUUAUCUCUGAGUACAUUGCAUCUCCACCCAUCCAAAAAGAAAAAAAAAGGAACAGUAAAGAGGAGAAAUUGUAAAAGAAUCAAAAAGCAAUAUACCGUUACCAUUCUGAAAGGGAAAUAGAAUGCAGAUCUCGAUGCUCAAUGCUUCUGUUUAUUUAAUAUUAUCUCUUUCCUUGGAAGAUAACUUCCUCUGCAACUGCAAUCGUUAAGUUGGCUAAGUGAAUAAUUAUUGUUGAUGCUUUGUUAGUUAUGAAAACGUUGCAACUCUUUGAGCAGUUUAUAUCUUGAAAACAGUUGACAGGACAGCUAUUAUUAUAGUAAAUGUUAAUUUAUUACUUCUUUCAUGACGAACUCCAAUACUAGUCGGGAGUUCGGACAUUUCUCUGUACUGAAGGGUGCAAUAAAAUCUUUUAUCAUUAUGCAUUUCUGUCUUCGUACUAUGUAAAUUAAGUUGAUUAGUACAUAUCCCAUGAAAUUUUCAUUUCCUGUUUGAACUCUGAAGAAAUCAUUUUCUUUUGCUGUUCAUCUUUAGCUGUGAUUGAUGAUGAAAAAUCGAACCAGUAUGAAGAAUUUAGGGAGCACUGGAUUUUCUUCAACGGUUUGGUAAUGAUGCAAGUGCUGGAUUUAGUUGUUUCUGCAUUACUUAUUGACCGUAUUCCAUUUUAUUUUGUAAUAUGUUUUAAUUGUACAGUGGUAUGGUGAUAAGUAGUCCUGGUUGUGUACUCAUCUGGAUUUUCUUGCACAGCGCUUACUCUUUUAAGUUUACGAUUAUUCCUUUGCUUCUUUUGGCCUGAGAUCACACUACAGAGGAAGCUCUCCUGGGUUCAUUGCUAUACGGCUUCGAUACCUCAGACCAUAUUUGUUAAAAUUAAGGUCAAUGCGCAAUCUUGGUUAAAUUACGAUUUUGGGAUGAAUUAUGGAGUAAACUGGAUAUGAAGGGGUAUUUUAGUCUUUAGUAGGAUUGAUGUCCUAAUUCCUUUUUAGUCUUUGUUAGGAAUUAUUUUGAUGUCCUAAUUCUUAUUGGAUGGUAUUUUGGUGC
Molecule: messenger RNA, 2708 nt
Organism: Erythranthe guttata (spotted monkey flower)
Lineage: Eukaryota; Viridiplantae; Streptophyta; Magnoliopsida; Lamiales; Phrymaceae
Source: RefSeq, a predicted model, not a curated record